AUGGUCAACCCUGCCCCAAUUUCUGGAUGGACAUUGGAGGAUUGCAAAGCCAGACAGAAAGUCGUUCGCUCUCGCAUUACAAACUGUCACAGUCGCAUCAACCACAUUGUACGUGGACACCUCUCUCGACGUGAUGCUGAGAAACUUUUAGCAGAGGCCCGAGUCUUCUUGGGAGAGUUGGAAGAAAUCCACGACCGUAUCAUCUUGUUGAUAGAAGACCAGGACGCUAUCUCGCCACAGACUGCGUUGCACUUGAAAUAUGCUUCAGUCAUUGAUGACUCCUCAGCAUUGGUCGAGAAUUAUCUACUUCUCCGACAGGAUGAUGCCUCAUCAGUAAUGGUUGAGUCUGCGGAAGAGACGGCGAGACGACAGGCAUUGGCAACAGCAGAGCAACGUCUACGAGAUGCUCGAGCCGAGCUAUGUGCCGCUGAACAAGAGGUUAGGGAUCUUGGAGGUGAAGUUACCAUCACGGAUUCAUCAGAGUUGAAUCCAUCGGACUCGGUGUCGCAAAUUGGUCGACGAACUGAUCCUUCGCCAGUUGCCUCUGCAGUAGCUCCUGAUGCUUGGAUCGAUUUGUAUGUGGCUGGAAGAGAGAAACCUCACGUUCGAGGAAAAGGAGACAAGUCAUUCGUUACUAUUCAGCUGGAGGUGUAUUCAGGACAGGCGUUAGAUUGGUUCGCCUGGAUCAGCAUGUGGCAUGCCUUGGUACACACCACCAGCAAGACAGCAAGCGAGAAACUUGCCAUUUUGAAGAACUACUUAAAGGGAGACUUGGCUGACAUCGUGUAUGGACAUGGAGGUGGAGAAGCUGGCUACAAGGAAGCGUUGCAGCGACUUAAAAGUACUUCUGGCGAUCGAACAGUGAUGAGGGCGGUACAUCUAUCAGCCCUUAACCAAAUGGAGGCUCCAAGAAACGACCCACAAUCAUUCAAACGUUUUGCGGAACGUGUCCGGACUCAUCUCUUUAAUCUAUCUACGAUCGGAGAGACUGGACAUGCCGACAUUAUUGAGAGACUGACUCGCAAACUUCCACUGACGGAUCGAUUUGCGUGGAACGAGGGUAGGGGAGCUGAUUUGGAGCGUAGAACGAUCAACGAGUUUGGUCGAUGGUUAACCGCAAGAGCCGUCGCUUAUCAAAAUGCUUACGUGAUUGCUGAGGAUCAACAACGUCCAGGAUCUGGUAACCAGAAGAACAAUCAUCAGCCUUCUCAUCAGUCUCAACCGAGACCAUCGCAGCAGCAGAAGAGGAAUGUUCGGGCUCAUCAUGGAGCGUCUAGUACCCACGACCAAAAGGAGCCUAGCUCGACUGAGCAAAAGGAAAAGAAGAAUGCUGAACUCUAUUGCUUCAAGUGUGAAGGACCUCAUCGCUUGGAAGAUUGCACCUUCUUCAAGGAUCUUCCUAUUAGCGACCGACUGACAUUCGUGCAACGUCGCGGCUUAUGUUACGGAUGCUUUGGCGUUCGCCAUGGAGCGAUGAACUGCACUUUCAAGAAAUCAUGCGGUGUUGAUGGUUGCAAGCUGACUCAUCAUCGACUACUACAUAAAGAAAAGACGCCUGCUGAGAAAACUGCCCGGACACAUACGCUGAGAGCUGAUCGCCGACAAAUCGCAUUCAAGGUGAUCCGUGUGGACGCUCUCGAUGUCAAUGGGGAAGCAGUACCUGUCAACGUUCUGAUGGAUGACGGAAGUGAUUCAACGCUCAUUCGAGAGGGGCUGGCGCGGCGACUUCGGCUUACUGGCCAGCAACAGACUUUAGUUGUGAAUGGAGUCGGAGAAGAAUCAUCGACUCACUUGACUUCUGAAUAUCUCGAACUACGACUGAAGACUUCAUCUGAAGAGAUAGUGUCGAUCCAGGGCUCCACUAUACCAUCGAUUACCAAACCAGUUGCAGUGAUGGAGUGGGAGAAGCUACGCGGCCGAUGGAGCCACCUGGCGGAUCUGCCCCCUCUACGCACUUGUGGUGGCCGAGUUGACGUUUUGAUUGGAUUGGACCAUGCGGCCCUUAUUACAGCGAUUGAAUCCAGAUUUGGCAAGGAUGACGAGCCGACUGCCUCCAAGACGCGAUUAGGAUGGACUUUGCAGGGAGCCGUGGAGGGAAGCGACAGAUCCAGUAUCGCUCGAGUCCACCACGUCAUCACGGACGCUGACAUCAACUUACAACUGGUGGAGCAGGUCCGGCGCUUCUGUGACACGGAGUCUUUCGGAACCGAAUUCAAGGCGGAUUGUAUGUCUGCUGCUAAUCAGAAAGCAGUGACCAAAUUGGAAUCAGAAACGGAAAAGCUGAGUGUUGGAUAUGCGGCGCCGGUAUUAUGGAUUGAUGAUGAUCCUCCUGAGAUUCCUGACAGCCGCCAUACAGCAGAGAUGCGGUUGAAGAGUCUACUGAACAAAUUCACCAGAGGUCCAGCUGACUAUGAGAACUUUUACCGGGCAGCCAUGGAGAAGAAUUUCACCGAAGGGUACGCCCGGCGUUUGUCAUCCGAAGAGAUCCAGCAGAAACCUAGCAAGUAUUUCUUGCCCCAUUUUGGAGUUCCAAAAAUGGCCGGGCGACCUGAGUUGCGGCUUGUCUUUGAUGCAGCCGCCAAGUCACAUGGAAAAUGCCUGAAUGAUUUUAUUUCAAGUGGUCCAGCCUUGCAGAAUCCAUUGCCUGCUGUCCUCAUCCGCUUCUGUGAAGGAGCUAUUGCCUGGUCAGCCGACAUUGGUGCGAUGUUCAGCCGGAUUCGGCUGAAAGAGAAGGAUCGGCCAUAUCAUAGAUUUCUAUGGCCAGAAAAGGAUGGGACUAUAUCGACUUGUGAGAUGACCAGAGUGACCUUUGGUGUCACAUGCUCUCCCUACGUGGCCAUCCGUACAACAUGGCGUGCUGCUGAUGACGCCGGUCCCGGCAUGGAAGAAGCUGCUGAAGCUGUUCGCAGAAGUAUCUACGUUGAUGAUUACCUCGACUCCACCAGAGAUCCGGCGGAUGCUGCGAAGAAGGCGAUGGCGGUGAGAGAUGUGCUGGCCAACGGAGACUUUCAUCUUGGCCACUGGGCCUCCAAUGAUCCAAAGUUACUGGAGAUGGUGCAGCCUCAAGCCGGAUCGAGCGAUGGAAGUAAGGACCUGGCGCAUCACCUCGGAGCAGACGACCCUGAGAUGGUGCUGGGCAUCAUUUGGAGGCCUUCAAGUGAUCGGCUGAGCUUUCGCGUUAAGAUAACGGACAUCAUUUACACCAGAGUAGGACUACUAUCCAAAGUAGCCGGCCUAUUCGACCCUCUAGGCACAGCAGCACCAAUGACUGUCAAGGCCAAGAUCAAGCUCCGUGAACUCGGAGUGAAAGGCCUCAGCUGGAACGAUCCUGUUGCCAAUGAUGACAAAACUUGGUGGUGUCAGUACUUUGAAGAGAUUGAGAAGCUGAAAAUGAUUGAAUUUCCUCGCUGUCUAUUCCCGGAAGAAGAUGGCAUUAUUCGGAUGGAGCUACAUACGUUUACGGAUGCGUCGGAGGAGGCUUGUGCUGCCUCAUGUUACACCCGAAUUGUUUAUUCAGAUGGUCGAAUCUUGAUUAGACAUGUGAAGUCAGCUACUAGACUGGCUCCGUUGAAAACCGUUUCCGUCUGCAAGUUGGAGCUGAAUGCGGCACUGAUGGGAUCCCGUUUAGCCAACUUCGUGCAAACUGCACUGAGGAGGAGGUGCGAUGCUCGCUACUUCUGGACAGACAGCAGCACAGUGCGGAAUUGGGUCCGUGCUGUGUCUGCCCGUUAUCAGGUGUACGUCAGCCAUCGGAUUGGAGAAAUACAGACGUUGACGGAACCUCAUGAGUGGCGUUUUGUUCCUGGAAAGCUGAAUCCGGCGGAUGCGGCUACAAGAUCUCAACUUGAAGAAACGACUAUUCCAGAUUGGUGGCUGGACGGUCCACCUUUUCUAUAUGAAGAAGAGACUAACUGGCCACAGGAUUUGCCCUGGAUGGCCGCCAAAGAGGAGCUUCGCUCCGCUCAUGUUUAUUUUAACCUUGGAGCGGAGAAACCGGAGGAUUCCUUCGACUGGGGAGCCCUCACGUUUUCAUCCCAUGAUUUGGCUGCUGUCAUCCGAUUGGAGGGUGAAUACUUGGAUUUAUUGAAGACAUGCCAACGAGAGGUGUAUCCAGAGGAAAUGGAGAGAUUGACCAGAAAGAAGGCCAUCCGGCCUAGUUCCAGUUUGAUAUCGCUGACUCCAUUUCUGGAUGAUGAGGGAGUCCUGCGCCUUGGUGGGCGAUUGAGUCGAGCCAAGCUGCCAUACGAUGUCCUUCACCCUCCGAUAUUACCUGGAAAGCAUCCGCUUGCGCGGCGGAUCAUACAAGCCUUCCAUGAAUCCAUGCAUCAUAUGGGGACUGACUUUGUGCUGGCACACGUACGCCAGCAUUUUUGGAUUACUUCUGGACGAGAGGCGGUGAAACGCAUCCGCAACGAGUGUGUGCCCUGUCGCCGUUUCCGACCAAAGGCGGCGCUGCAGAUGAUGGCGGACGUUCACCGGGCUAGGCUUGGAGCUGGUCAUCCCCCGUUCACUUUUACAGCGGUAGAUUAUUUUGGACCGAUUGAUGUGAUUCACGGACGAGGGAGUGCCAAGAGAUGGGGAGUGCUUUUCACCUGUCUCGUUACCAGAGCGGUGUAUGUGGAUUUGGCCAUUUCACUUUCGGCAGAUGACUUCCUGAUGGUGUUGAGACGUUUCGUCUCGAUCUACCGGAAACCGGCUCACAUGUUUUCCGACAAUGGUACGAACUUCGUUGGAGCGGAGCGCCUGUUACGGGAGGAGCUGGACAAGCUGAAGGGAGAUGGGGCGUUGGUGAUCGAGUUAAAGGGUCUCGGCAUUGAGUGGUUUUUCCAGCCGGCCCAAACUCCUCAUUUCGGAGGCUCUCACGAGUCUCUCGUACGUUCAGUCAAGAACGCUUUGUAUGCCGCCUUGGAUCAGGAGAAGACGGGACUGCGGAUGCCGAGUGAUGAGAUACUCCGCACGUUAUUGUUCGAGGUGUCUGGUUUACUGAAUUCCAGACCAUUGACCUAUACCAGCUCGGAUCCAGACGACUUUCGUUCGAUCACUCCGAAUGAUUUUCUCAAUCGAGCCCCAGUUGCUGAUUUGCCUGCCGGGAAUUUCCACCGGUCUUUGCCUCGUGAGCAUUACGGCUACGUCCAGCGCAUCACCAACUUGUUUUGGGACCUAUGGCAUGGAGCUUUUCUUCAAUCCAUGACGAGUCGUCGGAAAUGGAAGACCCCAGCUCGCAAUUUUACCGUUGGAGAUUUCGUGCUGGAUGAUUGGAAGAACGCACCCCGCGGCCGAUGGAGAACCGGAAGGAUCGUCAAGGUUUACCCUGGAUCGGAUGGGCUCGUGCGAGCCGCAGAUGUUGAGUUCUCUACUGGAGUGCUUCGAAGAGGCACAAACCAGCUGGCAUUAUUAGAAGCUAGCUCACCGGAUCCGGUGGCCGAUUCGGCGGAAUCCGGCUCGGGGGAGAAUGGAGAGGCGAAAUAG
Molecule: messenger RNA, 5469 nt
Organism: Daphnia magna
Lineage: Eukaryota; Metazoa; Arthropoda; Branchiopoda; Diplostraca; Daphniidae
Exons: 1
Coding region: 1-5469 (1822 amino acids)
Biological process (GO): DNA integration
Molecular function (GO): nucleic acid binding; protein binding
Source: RefSeq, a predicted model, not a curated record